GUGGCGGCUGCUGCAGAGCCGCCAGGAGGAGGGUGGAUCUCCCCAGAGCAAAGCGUCGGAGUCCUCCUCCUCCUUCUCCUCCUCCUCCUCCUCCUCCUCCAGCCGCCCAGGCUCCCCCGCCACCCGUCAGACUCCUCCUUCGACCGCUCCCGGCGCGGGGCCUUCCAGGCGACAAGGACCGAGUACCCUCCGGCCGGAGCCACGCAGCCGCGGCUUCCGGAGCCCUCGGGGCGGCGGACUGGCUCGCGGUGCAGGCUGUACUGGCAUGACACCAACAUCUGCUUGGCGAGUUGAGGCCUCAGGAAGUUUUUACUCAUGGAAGAAGGCGAAGGGUGAGCAGGUGUGACACAUGGCAAAAGAAGAGUGAGAGAGAGGAGGAGGUUCUGGGCUCUUUUAAACAACCAGCUCUCAUGUGAACUAAUAGAGUAAGAACUUGCUCAUUACUGUGAGGACAGCACCAAGCCAUUCGUGAGGAAUCUGCCCUAUGACGGAAACAUCCCCCGACUAGGCCCGCCUCCAACCUUGGGAAUUACAUUUCAACAUGAAACUUGGAAGAGACACACAUCCAAAUCAUAUCAAUUACUUCCAUCAUUGCUUCUCUCAGACUUUCCAGAUAUACUAUUGUGUCAUCUGUAAAUAGUUUUUUUUCCUUCUUUUCCAGUGUUUAUGCCUUUAACUAUUUAUCUAAUUGCACUGACUAAUAUCUCCAGAACAAGAUUAAAUAGCAGUGUAACAAUGUCUUUAAUAGAGGUACUGAUUGCUUCAUUGUAUUAUCUUCACCAUGGAUAUACAAAUGUGUACAUUUCAAUGUAGAUAAUAGUUUGGCUAUGUAUAUACCUUACAAGGGUUGCACACAGUCCUUCGCUGUGUCUUUAAGAGAUGCUUAUGGAGAUUGGCUGGGCGUGGUGGCUAAGGCCUGUAAUCCCAGUACUUUGGGAGGCUGAGGCUAGCAGGUAGCUUGAGCUCAUGAGUUUGAGACCAGGUCGAGUAAGAUGGUGAAACCCUGUCUCUACAAAAAGUACAAAAAUUAGCUAAGUAUGGUGGCAUGUGCUUGUGGUCCCAGCUACUAGGGAGCUGAGGUGGGAGGAUCACUUGAGCCCAGGAGGGGAGGCUUCAAUGAGCUGAGAUCAUGCCACUGCACUCCAGGCUGGGUGACAGAGUGAGACCCCAUCUCAAUUUUUAAAAAAUUAAAUUUUAACAAAAGAUACUUAAGGAGAUGGAUGUGGUAAGAAGCAGGAAAGGUCAACUUUCCUAGUGCAUGGUAGGAAAAUACGGUGUUUAGCAUGGUAACUGCUCCAUGGUUUCUCAGUUUAUACAAGCAGCCCUGAGUUUUCUUGCUUCUCUACACAGUUUUCUGGAUUUCAUUUUGUUUUUUACCCAGCUAGUUAUAGAUGCCACAGGGUGACCUCCUUUUCCCUUCUAGGCUAAAGCUGUCAUAGGUCUAUGAAAAUCUAGGGAUUCCCUUCUAGGCUUCACAGUCUUAAGUGGUGUGUGUGCUUUGCAGAUGAGCAAGGCUUGUUUUGUAUUGAUAUGUUGCUGCCUUGACUUCUUGGAUUUCUAGAUCAUAUAGCAAGGUAAAUGUUAGUCUGUUCUCGCACUGCUAUAAAGACAUACCCGAGAAUGGGUAAUUUAUAAAGAAAAGAGGUUUAAUUAACUCACAGUUCCACAUGGCUGGGGAGGCCUCAGGAAACUUAAAAUCAUGGCAGAAGAUGAAGCAGACGUGUCUUACAUGUCAGCAGAAAAGAGAGAGAAGGGGAGAGAGAGAAUGAGAAUUCAUGAGAGUGAGCAGGAGCGAGCAUGUGCAUGCAAGAGCAGGAAAAACUGCCUUAUAAAACCAUCAGAUCUCGUGAGAACUCACUGUCACGAGAACAGCAUGGAGGAAACUGCUUCCAUGAUCCAGUCACCUCCCACCUAGUCCCUCCCUCAACAAGUGGGGUUAUGGCGAUUAUAAUUCAAGAUGAGAUUUUGGUGGGGACACAGCCACACCCUAUCAGCAGGUUUGUAAUUAGAUGAGUUUAUCCACUGGGGGGUAAUCCUAGAGUACAUAUCUGUGGGUGGUUCUUGACAAGUGUGUAAGGCCUGGGACAUCUGGCUUUGAGGCAGUUCUUUCUCCAGGUUUUAUUUAUGCGAAUCCACUCAUCUGGCAGGAAUGAUUUGUUGGUGUGAAAUCAGGUGUUGGCCCAGCAUCCUGCACAUGUUCCAUCCACAUGGCAGUGAUGGUCAUUGCACACCAGUGCUUGGUCUCCCAAGUUCUGGAGAGUGUUUUUAUUUCACUGCCAUCUAAUUUAUCCAGAAAGUUCAAGUAGCGUAUUUUCUGUAGAUUCUUAUAAUUUCAAGAUUACCAGGUCCCUGUGUGAACUCUCAGACCACAUCCUGUUGCCUUUCUCUGUCAUUCUAUUGUUUUCUCUCCCAGGAGGGCUGGGUGGUAGGGUAUUUAUUAAUUUAUUGCCCCAUAUACUAAUGAGUUCCUUCCUAGAACUCCUUACAACUCUCAGUCCAUGGCCUGUUGUCCAUCUUUGCUGUCCCAGGAGUGCUGGUAGGUAGAGUAUUUAAUGAUCUCUUCUUGUCCCUAGGUUGAGGAGCCCUCACUCACCUUGGUCCAUUCCUUGGUCCAUUCCAGCUGUCUGUUUUCACUUUUCCUGUGACCCAUGUCACCUUUUUCUCUCUGGGUCUUGCUGCCUCACUGGUAUGAAAUUCAGACUUGGGUGGGGCAGACUUGGGGGUUUCCUGCCUUGAAGAUCCUCAGAUCUUGUCCUGUGGUACAUGCAGCUACCCUGAUGGCACACUUCAGCAGGAGGGUGAUCUUUUCUGUUCUUUUUUGUUGUUGUCUUAUUUCCUCUGCCUGCCCCCACCAUUUUUAGUCUGAGGGAAAUCUGUCUUCCAUCAUCUUUCUGCCUAAAAUAUUUAGUCCAUCCCCAGAAGUCUUAGGUUUCUGGGACACCAGCCCUAGUCAUUUAAUGUUUGAAUAAUUGGUAACCUUCCCACUACCCUAUUAAUCUCCAAGGUCUUCCUAUUUCUUAUGUCUACAUAAUACAGCUAAGACAAUUCUCGGUGCCUGCUACUUCAUUCUUAUUUGCUGCUUGUGAUUUUCAGUAGCUUUCUUAGUCCCUAAGAAUAAAAUAAAACUUGAUCAUUUUGUUGCUAUUUGUUGCCAUUUGUUGCUAUGCUUAUUUAUUUUUAUGUUUUGUUUUGAUCCAGUUCAUAAAAUCCAUUUCUUUGUUUUGUUAAAGUUUCUACUUAUCUGGUUACAACUGCUUGUCUUUUUUGCACAUUCAUUGGUCAUUUAUAUUUCUUAGCCUGUGAAUUGUCUUUAUUUCCUUUGCUUAUUAUUUUUCUGUAGUGAGGACUUGAAUCUUCUUUAUAAUAACAGAUUUAUUGGGAUAUAAUUCACAUACCAUAAAAUUUGCCCUUUUAAAUGUGCAGUUUUGCCAGGUGUGGUGGCUCACGCCUGUAAUUCCAGCACUUUGGGCAGCCAAGGCAGGCAGAUUGCUUGAGUCCAGGAGUUCAACAUGGCAAAACCCCAUCUCUGCAAAAAAUAGAAAAAAAUUAGCCAAGCAUCUCUACAAAAAAUACAGAAAAAUCAGCCGAGCAUGGUGGCGCGUGCCUGUCUGUAGUCCUAGCUACUCGGGAUGCUGAGGUGGGAGGAUCGCUUGAGCCCAGGAGGUGGAGGUUGCAGUGAGCCGAGAUCGUGCCACUACACUCCAGCCUGGGCAACAGAGCCAGACCUGUCUCGAAAAAGAAAAAGUACAAUUUAGUGGUUUUUAAUAUAGUCAGAGUUGUGCAAUUAUCACCAAUAUCUAAUUCCAGAACAUUUUCAUUACUUUCAAAAAGAAAGCCAUACUCAUUAGUCAUCAGUCCUGAUUUCUUCUGCCCCUCAGCCCCUGGCAACUACUAAUCUAUUUUCUCUCUCUACAGCAGUGGUCCCCAACCUUAUUGGCACCAGGGACUGGUUUUGUGGAAGACAGUUUUUCCACGGACCAGGGGAAAUGGGGAGGAGGAUGGCGUUGGGAUGAAACUGUUCCACUUCAAAUCAUCAGGCAUUAGUUAGAUUCUCAUAAGGAGCAUACAAACUAGAUUGCUCAGGUGCACAGUUCACAAUAAGGUUUGUACUCCUAUGAGAAUCUAAUGCCACCACUGAUCUGACAGGAGGUGGAGCUCAGGCAGUAAUGCUUGCUCACCCUCCGCUCACCUCCUGCUGUGCGGCCCAGUUCCUAACAGGCCACAGACUGGUACCAGUUUGUGGCCCAGGGGUUGGGGAGCCUGCUCUACAGACUUGCCUAUUCCAGAUAAUUUUUGGAUUCCAUAAAUGGAGUCAUACAAUAGGUGGUCUUUUGUGUCUGGCUACUUUCACCUAACAUAAUGUUUUCAAGAUCAUCCAUGUUGUAGCAUGCGGCAAUACUUCAUUUGUUCUAAUGGCUGAAUAAUGUUCCAUUGUGUGGGUAUGCCAUAAUUUAUCCAUUCAUCAGUUGAUGGACAUGUGGGUGUUUCUACUUUGGGGCUUAUAUUGAAUAAUGUUGACAUGAACAUUGAUGUAUGUGUUUUUGCAUAGAUGUAUGUUUUCAUUUCUCUUGGGUGUAUAUACCUAGGAGUGGAAGUGCUGGGUCGUAUAAUAACUCCCAUGUUUAACAUUUUGAAGACCAGCCAAACUUCUAAAGCAGCUGCACCAUUUUACAUCCCCACUGGAAGCGUAUGAGAGUUCCCAGUUUUUCCGCAACUUCACUAACAGUUGUUAUUGUCUUAUCUUUUUUAUUAUAGCCAUUCUAGUGAAUAUAAUUUCUGUCUUCCUUCAUCUGCUGGGAUACUUUGAGCUCACCUAUGUUUAUUAAGUUAUCUAUAUUUUAGCAUAUCGUGUAUGCCUUUUCUUCUUAGAUCUCUAAGUUUGAGGUCCAGUCCCAAGAACACUUUCUUCGUUGUAAAAACUAUAAACAUGACUUUUUGUUUGAACUUCCAGGUGGACUUUCUUUUUGAUUCAUCAACAAAAUUUCUGUUUUACGUUUGUGUGUUUGAUGUUAUACUAGUUUGUUCUCUCACUGCUAUAAAGAACUACCUGAGACUGGGUAAUUUAUGAAGAGAAGAGGUUUAAUUGACUCAGAGUUCUGCAAACUUAACAAGAAUCAUGACCGGGAGCCCUCAGGAGACUUACAAUCAUGGCGGAAAGCAAAGGGGAAGCAAGCACAUUCUCAUUAUGGUGGAGCAGGAGAGAGACACGGGGGCAAGGAAGUGCUACACUUUUAAACCAUCAGAUCUCAUGAGAACUCACUAUCACUAGAACAGCAUGGGGGAAACCACCCCCAUGAUCCAGUCACCUCCUACCAGGUCCAUCCCCUGAUGUGGGGAUUACAAAUUGACAUGAGAUUUUGGUGAGGGCACAGAGUCAAACCCUAUCAGAUGAGUUUCAAGCUAUUAAAAACAUUAAAUUGUUAAAAGCACACUGUUAAAAUUUGUGGUAUAGCAAAUAGAAUGUUUAAGAGUAAUGAAGGGGAAUUAUUCAUAGUGAAUACUGACAUUGUCUAAGUGAAUUUUUAGUGCAGUGUUGACUACAUAAUUGAGGAGUCCCAGUUAUAGCCAAAGUAACCCAAAAUGAUGCUAGGUUUAAUCCUAUAUUUCUGUCCCUAUUAACAGGAAGGUACAAAGUGUGACUAAUUUUUUUUAAUGGAACCUGCACUUUUGUAUACAUUAUCCUUGUUUGAUCUUUAUUAUCAGCCAAGAGAUAUAGAGAGGACGGCUAUUCUUCCACAUUUAUUAACCUUCAUUCAACAAUUCUUUUGAACACACCUGUAACUUAAAGAUUUUAGCACCAAUUCAUUAUGUUACUUUGACUUAAGUAAUACUUCAAAAAGUAUUCCUUAACAAUAGCAUUUUUUGUAAAGCUUUAAGUGGUUCAGUCUCUGAAUAAUUAUUUUAUACUUUUAGUUUCAUUUGUUCCCUCUGUUAGUUUCAGUAUGUUAACACAGGUAGACCAAAAAGAUGACAGUAUUUAUACACCAACUAUGUGCUUCUUUCUAAAUGCACAGAUAACUGUAUUGGUGAUUCCAUUUACAUUUGGUUAGGUUUCAAAUGAGAGUGCUAUUUCCUCCCAGCUUUUUGUUUUGAAACAUUUCAAACCUAUAGAAAAGAGUAACAUAGUGUAUUGAAUGCCUACAUACCCUACACCUAUAUUCACCAAUCACCAAUUAUCAUUUUGGCCACAUUUGCUUUUUCUGAGUAUAGAUGCUUUUAUUUAUUGAUUGAUUUUUGAGCUAUUUGAAAGUAAGUUGGAGAAACUUCACCUUUGUGUACUUCAGCUUGCAUUUUCUGAGAAUAAAGGCAUUCUCCUGCAUAAUACUGUUGUAAUACUAUUGUAACACCUAAGAAAAUUAGUAACAAUUCCAUAACAUCCUCUAAUAUCUAACCCAGAUUCAGGUUUCCCAGUUGUCUCCUAAUGUCUCUCUCUUUUUUUAAAAUUUUAUUUUAAAAGACAGGGUCUUAUUCUGUCACUUAGGCUGAAUGCUCUGUCACCUAGGCUGGAGUGCAAUGGUGUGAUCACAGCUCACUCUAACCUCUAACUCCUGGCCUCAAGUGAUCCUGCUGCUUAAGCCUCCUGAGUAGCUGGGAUUACAGGAGUGUGCCAGUUGUUCAUAGAUUUAGAACAAUAUUUAGUGUCAAGUCAGUGAUUUUUCUAAGGUUAUAAUAGGGAUCUUCAUAAAUUUGCCCUUUCCGGAUGGUAGAAAUGAAAUCAUACAAUAUGUGGUUUUUGUGUCUGGCUUCUUUUACUUAGCAUAGUGUCUUUCUGGUUCAUUAAUGUUAAGGCAUGUGUCAGUAGUUCUUUUUUGUUGCUUAGUAGUAUUCUAUUCUAUGGAUAUGGAUAUACCACAUUUUGUUUAUCAUCAUGUCUCCCUGCAGUCUUGACCUCCUGGGCUCAAGCAUUCCUCCCACCUCAGCCUCCCAAGUAGCUGGGACCAGAAGGCACAUGCCACCAGGCCUGGCUAAUUUUUUAAAUUUUUUUGUAGAUAUAGGGUUCUCCCCGUGUUGUCCAGGAUGGUCUGAAACUCCUGGGCUCAAGCAGUCCUCCCCUUUGGCCUCCCAGAAUGCUGGGAUAAUAGGCAUGAGCCACUGUGCCCAGGCCAUCUUGUUUAUCUGUUUAUCAGUUGGUGGACAUUUGGAGUUUUUCCACUUUUUGGUUGUUGUGAAUAAUCCUGCUGUGAACAUUCAUGUACAAGUCUUUGUGUGGACAUAGUUUUCAUUUCUCAUGUAUAUAUACUUGGGAGAGUAAUUAUUGGGUUGUAUGGUACAUUUAUGUUUAACCUCUUAAGAAAUUGCCACACUGUUUUCCAGAGUGGCUGCACAUUACUUUGCAUCCUCACCAGCAGUGUUUGAGGGCUUCUCUUUCUCUGCAUGUUUAUGGACAGUUGUUACACAGUAAGUCCUCACUUAAUGUCAUAGGUAGGUUCUUGGAAAAUGUGACUUUAAGUGAAAUGGUGUAUAACAAAAACAAUUUUACCAUAGGUUAAUUGAUACAAGAGUUAAGUUUCUGUAGCAUAUUUCUGGUCACAAAAACAUCACAAACUUCUAAAUCAAGACCCAAAACACUUCUAAACAUUGAAAGAAUUGUGAGCUUUACAUACCUUUCAGAAAGAUUGAUACAAACAAGUAAGACUAUUACUUAACCCAAUUUUACUCACCCAAUCAGUGAGUGACAGCAGUUGCAUUGGUGGUUGGUCAAAUCAAAGAAGAAAUCUUUACAAAGUGAAAAUUGUAAGGAGAACUUUCUGCCACCACAGUUAAAAAAGAAAUGGCGGUGAUGUGCGCACGUAGUCCCAGCUCCAUGAGAGGCUGAAAUAGGAGGAUCUCUUGAGCCCAAGAGUUUGAGGCUGUAGUGCAUUAUGGUUAAGACUGCAUAGCCAUUGCACUCUUAACCAUGGCAACAUAGUGAGACCCUGUUCCUUUAAAAAGUAGAGGGAGAGAAAUAAUAACAAAUAUGGCAGGCUUUCUGAGCACUUUUAUAUCAUAUCCUGUGUUUUCAUGCAUUUGUCCUAUGAUCAUAGACUUUACAGAUUUUUAUUUUCUGAUAAUUUGUAUUCAUCCAUUCAUUUUCCAACCUGCUUUUUCCAGUUCAGGCUCUUGGAUGGUGAGAGCCUAUUCCAGCAACUCAGGGAACCAGGCUGGAACCAGCCUUGAACAGGACACCGUCCUGUUGCAGGAUGCCCUCAUGCACACACGCACACUCACUCAGACAUGGACAAUUUAGACAUGCCUGUGAACCUCUUAUGCACAUCUUUGCAAUAUGGGUUUUUUUUCCCUUAUUUCAUUAAAACCGAAUCAUGAUGAACCAAACAACAUUAUUUGAGAACCUGCUGUAGUCUUUUUUGACGUUAGUGUUUUUUCUAUAUUAUAACCAUUCUAGUGUGUAUGAAAUGGUAUCUGGUUUUUGUUUUGUUUUGUUUUGAGACAGGGCCUUGCUCUGUUGUUCAGGCUGGAGUGCAGUAGUGAGAUCUUGGCACACUGCAGCUCAGCCUCACAGGUCAAGCAAUCCUACCACCUCAGCCUCCCCAACAGCUGGGACUAUAGGUGCAUGGCAUCACUCCUGGCUAAUUUUUGUAGAAACGGGAUUUUGCCGUGUUGCCCAGGCUUGUCUCAAACUCCUGAGCUCAAGGGAUCCACCCGCCUUGGCCUCCCAAAGUGCUGGGAUUACAGGCAUGAGCCACUGUACCCAGCGUGAAAUGGUAUCUUACUGUGGUUUUCAUUUGCAUUUCCUUAAUAACUGAUGGUGUUCAGCAUCUUUUCAUGUGCUUCUUAGCCAUUCACAUAUCUUCUUUGGUGAGAUGUUUAGUCAAAUCUUUUUCCUGUUUCUUUUUAAAUUGGGUUAUUUAUUUUCUUGUUACUGAGUUGUAAGAGUUUGUUUAUUACAGAUACAAAUCUUACAUCAGAUAUAUAUGAAUGGCAGAUAUUUUCUCUCAGAGAGUGCUAUGUUUUUUUGUAAUGAUGUUGACCAUGAGCCUUUCUUAAUGUUUUCUAAUUUCCCAUGAGACUUUCUUGGAGGCUUGGAAGAAAAGCUAAAUCUUCUGGUCUUAAUUCUUCCAUGUAUCUAUUAAUAGUAUUGAAGCAGAAUCAAUUAAAGAAAGAAUAGUCACCUUCAUCUUCAUUCAACAGUUAAGCAGUGAGAAACUCUUCCCCUUUGGACCAUGUGAAGCAAAUAGUCAUACUGUGGGUAUUAGGACUCUUUCAGUUGUAAGAGCCAGAAAUCCAGUUCAGCAAAACAGAAUUUUGCCAUUUUUUUCCUCUCUUCUUCUACUUCCUUCUCCAUUUUACUGGCAGAUUCUCUUCAUGUGGUCAGGAAUAUAGUCACCUUUAUCUCCAGAUUCAGUUCUUCCCAGCUCAGCAGAGACAGUCUUCCUCACUAGCCCUAUCAGAAGAGCCCAAGAAAUGGAGUGCUUUGGCCAGCUUGAGUCUCAUGCCUUGCUUUUGUGGGAAGUAGCACAUCCUAAUUUAGUCCUGUUGUGAUGGGGUAAGGAGGGGAAGGGGUGCUGGAGGGGUGCUGGGCAGACAAAUCAUAUGUCUACUUCUUUGUGGGUGUUAUAUCAUUUUUGCCCAUUUUUAUGAGGUUAAACCAAAAGUAAUGAAUAGAAGGUUAAUACCUGGACUAUUUUUGAAAACUCAUAUUUAUUUUCUGAUUAAUUUUAACAUUAAAUCAGACUUUACUAAUAGCACCAUUUUCAUAUUGAAACAAACAUAUAUGAUACUUGGUUUAUGCUAAAACAUUCCACAUACAUCUUCCCACCUCCCAAGGAAGGGAGGGGACCUGUAUCAACAAUGAUAACAACUUGAUAAUUGUGGCUGACCUCCCCACUUCUCAUGGACGUUCUUUUAUGUAGUUUUCUUUAGCUCUCUGAGUGGGGUUAUGACCAUCUUGGAGUUCCUAUAUUCCUACAGAUUACUGAAAUCAAUUUUUUGUUAUUGGUUUGCUUCCCCUCUGUUCAUAUAUUUGGAUUCCCAAGCUCUGUCAGUGUCCAUAUGUUAUAUGAUUCAUAUUUGAAGUGAUUUUUGUUUUAAGUAAGGAUAAUUUUUUUUAAGUAAGGAUAAUUCCCAGUUCAUUUUCAUGAUGUUGGGUAUAUGAUGUGGAUGGUGAUGGUGAUGGUGUUAUUGAUGUAGUUUUUGUGAUUUUCUUGCUCAAAAAAGGAAAUCAUUUUUAUCACUUGAAGUGCUUCUUAUCUAAACCCUUAGUAGAUAGAUAUAACUGGAAUUUGUUCAUGUAGUUGAACAGAUAUCUUUGGAUACUGUGUGGAACUUACAUUUCUUCCAUAUAGUACUUUUUGGGAUUUAUUUUAAUAUGAAAAUUAAUUGCAGAAUUGAAAAAUUCUGGCUUGAGAUUAUCUGCAUAAAAUGUAUUAUCUGUCAGAGUUGGAACAGCCCUUAAGGGGUCAUCUUGUAUAUUUUUCUACCCAAGAGAGAGACUAAAGAUCACCUCUACCCAUCUUAGUUCCUCAGUUGGGACAACCGCUGUAACAAAAGGCAAUUUAACAAUAGAAAAACAAGCAUGUGCAGCAUACAACAAGUGGGAGAAACCUCAGUGAAAACGAACUCAGAGCACAGUGGCUUAGAGCUCUGGUUUAUAUAGCAUCUUCAACAAAGAACAGUAAAUGUGUGGGUAAAUGACAGGACAAAGGAAAGGGUUUUAGGCUUCCAGGGGUGGGAAACGGUGGAAAGGUAAAGAUAUAGGGGGAAAGUAAAGGAGUAAGAUUUGUUUGCAGAUUCCUCUGGUGCUGUCUCUGGGCUGAUGAGUCUAGAGUUGUCUCUAGUAACAGAAUUUAUAUCCUAUAUCCUGCCUUUAGGUAGAAAAGAGAGAGGGUAGAGAUAGAUUUUCCUUGGUUUGCUAUCUCUCAGUUGUCUUCAUCUAAAAAGUAAUGUUUGCAUCAAAGAGGCAUAUUUUGGGGUUAUAUAUUCUGAUUUCCUUCACACUCUUUACAAAAAUCCCCUCAAAACUAUCCAGCUAUUAGCCAUUCGUAAACCCCUGUAGUGAUAUUGUGGAAAUCUGCUUCAUUUUUGGAUGUUUAUAUUUAAAAAUAUGUCCUCUUUGAACUGAAGACUGUUGUGACUUCUCUUUAUUCCUUGGUUUGCUGUUGGGAGCAGCAUUUAGUAGACGUAUUUUUGAGCACUUGUUAAAUAGCGCAUCUGUUGACAGAAUUGAGAGUAUUCAUUUUACAUAUACCUUUAAUCAAAUAAUGGAAGCUGGCUGUCGUAAAACUUUCCCACUGGUUUCCCAAGCAGUCUGCCUGUUCAGGCCACACAUCAUUCAUUUCUUUAGUUAGUUUCUAACCAUCCUGAUGGCAAACUUCUGAAAAUAACACUGUAACAUUCACUUACUUGGAGCUCAAGUUUUACAGCUUAGGUAUGAAACACAUAAGGCAGGAGGAAGUUACUGGAAUCUGUAGAUUUCCUUCUGUUCCCAUGCCCUGACCUAAGCAAUUUUAUAUUCAUUGUUUACAUCUAAUCAUCCAGUAAAACCCUGUGAGGUAGAAGAUAAGGAAACUUAAGACUAUACCAUUAAGAAUUAGGAAGUAAAGUUCAAACAAAGAACACCUUUGAGCAUCCAUAUAAAUGCCAAAGUCCUAGCACUAAAGACUAUUAUGUAUCUGAUGCAUAAGAGAAUAAUUAGGUUAUCACCCAGAACCUACUUGUUGUUACUUUAUACCUAGUAGUAAACUUGAUAGUUUAUUUCCAAACAAUUUUUAGGGGUAAAAGGAUGCUGCUGCAGGCAGGCACAUAGGCAGUAGUGAUCAGCGGGGGACAACUAUGCAGGGGAAGAAAGAGGCAGAAAAACGGCCAGGCGCAGUGGCUCAUACCUCUAACCCCAGCACUUUGAGAGGCUGAGGCAGGCGGAUCACUUGAGGUCAGGAGUUCGAGACUAGCCUGGCCGACAUGGCAAAAUCCCCUCUCUACUAAAAAUACAAAAAUUAGCCAGGCGUGGUGGCUUACGCCUGUAAUCCCAGCACUUUGGGAGGCAGAUGCAGGCGGAUCACUUGAGGUCAGGAGUUCGAGACCAGCCCGGCCUACAUAUCAAAACCCCGUCUCUACUAAAAAUUCAAAAAUUAGCCAGGUGUCGUGGCGCACGCCUGUAAUCCCAGCCAUCUCAGGAGGCUGAGGCAGGAGAACGGCUUGAACCUGGAAGGCAGAGGUUGCAGUGAGCCAAGAUCCACGCCACCUGCACUCCAGCCUGGGUGACAAAGUUGAGACUUCAUCUCAAAAGAAAUAAAGAGAGAAAGAAAAGAAAAGAAAGAAUAUGCAGUGCUGAUAGAAGAAUUCAGAGUUCCACAUUACAGGGCUAUUGAAUUCAAGGAAUACUCCCCUGAAUUCAUAAUAGCCUCUGAGAGCAGGUUAAUACAUAUAAUGACUCCAGGUCCUCAGAAAUCUUUUAAAAAAUUAUUCAGUUAAAUUGAGGAAUUUGUGAGAGAGACAAAAUUCUGGACUCAAAAUCUUUACUGAAUAUAACUCAGAAAUCAAAAUACUAUUCUACCUGAGUACUACUUCUGGUGGCUAAAUUGAUUGUUUCUUAUUCAUUAUGGUCUUGCUGGGAAAUUCCUAUGUUUUUUUUUUUUUUAAUUUGUAUGUGUUAAGAGUUAAGUGUAAUAAGAUACUCAGUAGGUAUUCACCCAUUGGUGCUUAUUUUGGGAGCUAAUUCAUACAGUUAGAAUGUAUCAUUUCUUGCAACCUUGGUUGAAUCAUCAAGGUUUUCCCAUCUUGACUGUGUUGAGGUUUAUCCCAGCUUGACUUCCCUUCGUGUCUUAGCACAUCCUGGUCCACUUUCCCUGCUAUCAGUUGUUAAGUAUUUAGAGAAUGCUGUUAUUAUUAGCCUGAGUGAAACAUAGUUUAAUUUUUCAUAUAAAUAUGUAUGUGAAUACUUUUAAAAUUAUCUAGAUAAUAGUUGCUUUCUUGUAGAGACUUGGAAAUAAAAGAAUAAGAUUGCAUUACUACUGAAAUACUUUGUUUCAUCCUUCAUCUCUUUUUCCUUCAACCCCAGCUGUUCAUUUGGUUACUAUUUUGCCAUAAACAGAGUACUGCCCUUUAUUCUUAGUGGAUUUAAACUAUCUAAUUUCAUUAGAUCUUUAAAUCUUUGAUGCAAAUAUUGACAAUUUGUUCUUCAACCAAAAAAGAUUAGGUAAAUAUAUAGUCCAGAAUAUUUAUGCUGCUAUUUCUUGAUUGUUUAAAACCCAGAAGUAAUGUUUGUCAGAGGAUCACUACCAUUGAGACUAAAAAGUAGUAAACUUUUCUAUGCCUUUAGUGAAAUUUUAGGUACUUCAUUUUAAAAAGUUUUGUUGUGCAGUAUACAAUACAUUUAAUCACGUGACAGAUUUGUGCAAAUUUGUAGGAAACCCAAGUUCUGCUUAUAAAUUACUUUUUCCUCUUUCUUUACAGUGAUGGAUUAAGCCGGUUUGAUGCAAUCAGACUUUUUGAUGACUUUCCUAGACGUUAAAAGUGUGAAGUGUCCUUUGGCUUAAAAUAUUGAGACUAUAAUUGUAACAUCAUCCAGGUUCAGAACUGAGUACUCAUUUUUUUUUCCAAUUUAAUGUCAGUAUAAAGUAUUAUCACUUACAUUAAAAUUCUUGGGACAAGGGUAAACAACAGCAGGGUUUUGUAGCUUACUUUUGUUAUAUUAGUCAAUAAACCUAUUUUGUAAAUCCUGUGUGACAGUGUGGGAGGUGGGGGCAGAAGGGUUCAGAAAGAACAUUUCGUUUUUAAGGCAGUAAUAUGAAAAUAUUUUGAGAUGAAUGUUGUUACUAAUGUGUGUUUUCUUAAUUCUUAAACUGGGACACAUUGACAAUUAUGGCCUCAUAAAUGAAAUGAGAGAGGGAAUGAUGAUAGUAAUUGAGGGUUUUUUCUUCAGAAAUUAUAGUUUGUUUUUCCUUUAAUAUUUGAAACUGAUAAAAGUCCAUUUAUCGUCAGUAAAGUGUAAAGGAAGCAUAUAACCUUUUAGGGGAGACAGUGUGGUAUAGUGACAUGAGCACAAAUCUUGUUUAAUAAAAUGUUUCUUGAAUGAAUAAACACCUACUAUGUGCCAGGCACUGUACUAGGCAAAUAAUAGGCACUGGCACUUAAUCUAGGCUUAAGGAACAAGGAAAGCUUUCCAUAAGUGACCACAGGAGGACGAAUAGGAAUUUGAUAACGGAGAUGCAUCAGGUUGAGUUUGACAUUGAAUGUUCAAAACUGGGAAAUAAAAUUCAUGCCAUGAAUUUAGAGCAAGAGUAUAUUCCUAAGGGGUGAAGAGGGGAGGGAAAAGAGGCUGAUUAGAGGUGUCAGGAGGUUGUAGGCAGAUCAUAAACACCUUAUUUCAGGUCAGUGGGGAGUCAUCAAAACAAUUUAAGAAGCAUUAUAAGAUUUGCCUUUAGACAGACUUGGACCAUUCUCAACUUCAGAGCUCUCAAAAUUAUCUCUGGUGAAAGGCUAUUUUAAAAAUUUUUAAUAAGUGGCCAACUGAUAACUUUGGAAAAUACAACCACAAUGAAUUACUAGAAGAAUGAAAUGUUUGAAAGAUAAAACUAUGCUGGCUCAUGCAUAUAGUCCUAACUACUUGGCAGGCUGAGGUGGGAGGAUCACUUGAGCCUGGGAGGUCAAGGCCGCAAUGAGCCAUGAUCAUGCCACUGCACUCCAGUCUGGAUGACAGAGCAAGACCCUGUCCCUACAACCCCCCGCCAAAAAUAAAAAAUAAAAACAAGCCCACUUUUAAAUUAGAUUGAACAGACUGGGCACAGUGGCUCACACCUGUAAUCUUAGCACUUUGGGAGUCUAAGGUGGGAGGAUUGCUUGAGAUCAGUCGGGGCAACACAGUGAGACCCCCAUUUAUACAAAAAAUUUUUUUAAAUGAGCCAGAUGUGGCAGCACACAUCUGUGGUCCCAGCUACUCAGGAGGCUGAGGCAGGAGGAUCACUUCACUUGAGCCCAGAGGUCAAGGCUCUAGUGAGCCAUGUUCUUGCUGUGCACUCCAGCCUGAGUAACAGAGCAAGACCCUGUCUCAAAAAAAGAUUGAACAUUGAAUAGACAUAAAAUUGCUCUAGUUUCUCUAUAAAAGUUUCUAAGUGUGUACUCUCAAAUUUAUUCUGUUCUAGUCAUUAACUACUUCACUUUGAGUACCUCUGUUACAGAGGAGUAAUGUUUUUUUGGUCCUGCAUGCUCUCAGUACAGAACUCUAGAGCCUCCCAUGUAUAUAUUUACUUUUCAGCCUUACCCAUGUACUGCUGUUCAGUUAUAUGGUUUCCAUUAUAAACCAUAAAAUAAUAAGUUAGAAAAAGUAAGAAAAUAAUGAGAGGUUGGAUAAGCUAUUAUAAAAUGUAAAAUUUUAUUUUUAAUAGUAUAUAAAUGUUGUGUUGGCACUAAACCAUUGUUUAGUGAGAUCAGUAUAACUGAGUAUUCCUGUUAGCUUAUGAACAGAUUCUUAUUUAUUUAUUUUGGGGACAGGGUCUCACUGUGUCACCCAGGCUGGAGUGCAGUGGCACAGUCAUGGCUCUUUGCAGCCUCGACCUCCCGGGCUCGAGCAAUCCUCCCACCUCAGCCUCCCAAGUAGCUAGGACUACAGGCAUGUGCCAGCAUGCCCAGCUGAUUUUUGUAUUUUUUGUAGACACAGAGUUUUGCCAUGUUGCCCAGGCUGGUCUCGAACUCCUGCGCUCAAGUGGUACACCCCCCUUGAUCUCCCAAAGUGCUAGGAUUACAGGCGUGAGCCACCACGCCUGGCUGCAGAUUGUUUCUAGUGGAAAUCCACAUAGCUUCUCCGCUCAUGAGGCUUACUCUGUGAUUGUUUCUGAUCAAAAGGUUCUGUGUCUAUCCUAGGUGUAUUGUGUAUCCUGUAACUAAAACUUGAGGUAUUGUUGGAAACAUUUGAAACAAUGUAGGUCUGGAGUUUCAUAGUCCUGCAUUUGAAUUCCAGCUUAUUGUUGUGUGAUCCCGGACAUGUUUGCACUGGACUGAAUGUUUAUGUUCCCCCCAAAUUUGUAUGUUGAAAUCCUAGACCGCAAGGUGAUGGUAUUAGGAGUUGGGGCCUUUAGGAGGUAAUUAGGUCAUGAGGGAAGAGACCUCAUGAAUGGAAUUGGUGUCCUUAUUGAAAAAGACCCCAAAGAGAUCCCUUGCUCCUUCCACCAUGUGAGGUUACAGUGAGAACACAGCCAUCUAGGAGGAAAUGGGUCCUCACCAGACACCGAAUGUGCUGGCACCUUGAUCUUGGACUUCCCAGACUCCAGAACUGUAAGAAAUAAAUUUUUGUUGUUUAAAGAAAGAAUGAAAAUUUCUUCCUGCUUUUCAGUGUUAUUAUUGAAAACAGAGAUAACUUUUCAAGUAUCUGUCAUAAAGUCUUAGAUCUAUUUUAAGCCCUUAAGUAAGUGUCUGUUUCAUUUUGUUUCAACAACUGCAUCAGCUGGUAUGCCACUUCUAUAUGGUAUAACAUUUUUCUCAGGAAGUCAGAUUUAUACUUCCCUAUUAACACACCUUUAUAGAGGCUGUCAUCAUGUAAGCUUCUAAAGUCAUAUACAAAAUUUUGGAAUUUUGUAGGUUUUACAGGGGCCCAGUGGCCUGGGUUCAGUCCUCUCAUUUUACAUAUCUGAAAACCAUGGUCUUCAGAGGUUUGUAGUGGCAGAAAACCGAAAUCUUUAGAGCCUAUUAGGUGGUAGAACCUAGGCCCAUUGACUUAUACUCUAGUCCUCUUUCUGCUAUCAUGUGUAAUCCAGAGCUUUAUGUUUAAAAACAGUGUGAAAAUGAAAAAGGAGUUAAUAUAUACAGUUUGUUUUGCCAGUAAGUUUUCCAUCAACUUAAUAGCUUUUUUUUUUUUGUCUCUUUUCACAGUUAACUCUUUCGUCCAGCAGAUAUUAAGGGCCUCAUGUGUCAGGCACUAUCUAAGGUAGUGGAGAUACAACAGUAAAUACAAUGGGCAAAAUUCUGCCCUCAUGGAUCUUAUGUUCUGCAGAGAGGAGUCCUAAAGGAUGUGAGGGAGUGAGCCAUGUGCUAAUCUUCCAGUAGAAGGAAUGGCAAAGUAAUUUAGGAUCUCUUAGACCUCAUAAGGCUUUUAUUCCCAGUGAUAUGAGAAGUCUUAGGAAUGGCUGUAUUUUGAGAGUAGAGGUGACAGAUUUGCCAGCCAAUCAGUUGUGGGCUGUGAAAGAAGAGUUAAGAAUGACUCCAAGGGGCCAGGUGCAAUGGCUCACCCCUGUAAUCCCAGCACUUUGGGAGGUCGAGGCAAGCGGAUCACUUGAGCCCAAGAGUUUGAGACAGUAGAGGCAAUAAGUCAAAAUCCAGUAUCUACAAAAAAUACAAAAAUUAGCUGGGCAUGGUGGCAUGCGCCUGUAAUCCCAGCUACUCAGGAGGCUUGAGGUGGGAGGAUCGCUUGAGCCCAGGAGAUCAAGGCUGUGCUGAGCUGUGAUCAUGCCGUUGCACUCCAGCCUGUGCGACAGAGCGAGACCCUGUCUCAAUAAAAAUAAAAGAAUGACUCCAGGAGUUUCAGUGUGAGCAACCUAAAGAAUGAGGUUGCCAUUUACUGAUAGAGGGAAAGCUAAGAGAGAAGCAGGUUGGAGUAGGUUAAACCAGGCAUGGAGUUUUGGACAGUUUGGAAUUUGGACAGUUAAGUUGCCUAUUAGACAACUAGUUUUAUGUGUUAAGUAGGCAGUUACAUGUGAAUCUGAUGUUCAGGGGAGAGAUGAAAUCCAGAGAUAUAAAUUUGGAUGUCAUCCCCAUAUAGAUGCUAUACUGAGUAUUAUGGUUUGAAUGUUUGUGUUGCCUCCAAAAUUCAUGUUGAAACUUAAUCCUUAAUUCAACAAUAUUAAGAGAUGGUGCCAAUAGGAGGUGAUUAGUUCACGAGCGCAGAGUCCUCAUGAAUGAGAUCAGCAACUUUAUAAAAAGGCUAAAGGAACUAGCUAGGCCCUUUUUUGCUCUUCUGCUCCUUUUCCUAGUGAGGACACAGCAUUCGUCCCCGCUGGAGGAUGCAGCAACAGGGUGCCAUCUUGGAGCAGAUGAUGGUCCUCACCAGACACCGAACCUGCUUCAAUUUGGACUUCUAGGCCACAGAACUAUGAGAAAUAAAUUUCUGUUCUUUAUAAAUUACCCAGGCUUACAUGUUUUGUUACAGCAACUCAAACAGCCUAAGUGAACUCAUGAAAGGAAUGAAUGUAGAUAGAAAAAAGAGGCCCAAAAAGAGAUGGAUGGAAAAAGAGAAGCCAUAAUGACUUUGGAAAACCAGGUGAUUGUGGUAUCCUGGAAACCAAAUAAAGAAAAUGUUUUAAGAAAGAGGGAGUGAUGAUCUGGGUCAGCUGCUACUGAUAAGUGAGGUAUAACGAAGAUUGAAAAUUGACUGUUGGAUUUAGCAGUGUGGAGGUGACCUUAACAAAAGCUUUAUAUGAGUAGGCUUGGGAGAGAAUAAAAGGAACAGAAUUGGAGACAGUGAGUUUGAGAAAUGAAGUAGGGUUGAGAGUUUUUGUUUUAUUUUUAAGAUAGAAAAAAAUACAUUUGAAUCCAGUAGAGAGGAACAAAUUCAUGGAUGAAAGGGGGAGAAUUUCUGGAGCAGUCUCUGUUGAGUUGGCUAGAGGGAAUGAGAUCGGCAUGAGUGGAAGCAUCGGGCUUACUAGGAUCUUGAUCAGUUUCAUUUAUAGCAGGGGUUGGCAAACCCCAGCUCUGGAGCCAAAUUCAGCCUGCUGCCUGUUUUUAAAAUAAAGUUUUGUUGGAACAUAACCUUGUGCAUUUAUUUAGGUAUUGUCUGUGACUGCUUUCAAACUAUGGCAGCAGAGUUGAGUAGUGCUGCAGAGAAGCCUAAAAUAUUUACUAGAAAGAGUUUGCCAACCCUUAGAUUUACAGUAACUGAAGAAAAGAUAGGAUGAAAUAUGAGUGGGAGAGGGGAAGAAAUAGGUAUCAAAUCUAGGGAAUUGAACAUUUUGAAGAAGGUAGUAAGACCCCUUUUCUGGUUUUGGUCAAACCACAUAGAAAAUCAGAACUUUGAAUUUAGACUUGCAGUCUCGGUGCUUUUUCCUAAGGCGGGUUCUUGGAAGGGGCCCUAGUCUCAAACUGUAAGCUAACUAUAUAGUUAUCUAUUGGGGCUGUGUUAUAAAUUACCAAUAUCUUAGCUGCUUAAAACAACAAACAUUUAUUACCACAGUUCCUGUGGGUCAGCAAUGUGAAAGCAGCUUAGCUGGAUGGUUCUGACUUAGAAUCUCCCAUGAGGCUGCAAUCAAAGUGUCAGCCAGGGCUGCAGACUUCUGAGACUUGGCUGGGUCUAGAGAGUCGGCUUCGUAUCUUAUUCAUGGCUAUUGGCAGGAGGCUUCAGUUCCUUGCCACAUCAGCCUCUCCUUUGGACUAGUCAUAAUGUGGCUUCCCCUGUAGAAAGUAAUGAGACAGAGUGCCCAGGACAGAAGCCUCAGCCUUUUAUAUCCUAAUCUUUGGAAGUGACAUGCCUUUACUUCUGUAUCGUAGACAGUCCCCGACUUAGGAUUUUUCAGCUUUACAAUGGUGUACCAUCAUUAUGUUUUUCACUUUCAACCCAGUAUUCAAUAAAUUAUAUGAGAUAGUCAACAAACACUUUAUUAUAAAAUAGGCUUUGUGUUAGUUGAUUUUGCCCAACUGUAAGCUAAUAUAAGUCUUCUGAGCAUGUUCAGGGUAGGCUAGGUGUAUUAAAUGCAUUUUCGACUUAUGAUGUUUUCAACCUAACAAUGGUUUUGUUGGGAUGUAACUCUAUUGUAUGUUAAGGAACAUCUGUAUAUUUGUCACACAGACCGACCCUGGUACAACAUAGAAGCCCACAUAAGGGCGUGAAUACUAGGAUGUGUGGGGAUUGUUGGAAGCCAUCUUGGAGGCUCCUCACCACACUGAUCCACUUGAGUGUCUGCAAAACUCCGUGUCAUGUGACCAGUGUUUCUACAAUUGCUGAAGCAGCUAUUUGUGACAGUUUGAUUAUAUUGGAGCCUAACCACAAAUAUUUUAAAUAUUUUUCCUUUUUCACUAAGCUUUUUUUUUUUCCUGAUUACAAAAGUAACAUUUGUGGUAGAAAACUGGAAUACAGUUAGGCAGAAAGCCCUGGAAGUUAAACAUUUUUCAUAUUCCCUUGUUCAGAUUACUCUUAGUGAAAUUUUAUUUUGCUAUCUAAUUUUUUCAUGUUUGUAGUAAUACAUAUCUGUUCAAAAUAAAGUUAAUAUAUAAAUGCUGUUUGUAAGCAGCUUUUAUUUUCUGAACGUUUUUCAGUGUUAUUCAGUACUCAGUGUCAUUUUUAAACGACUGUUUUAUGGUUCAUGGCUAUCCAUAAUUUUUUACUAUGAUGAAUAAUGUUACAAUAAAUAUUCUUAUCGCUAAUUUUCUAUGGAUAAUCAUGACACUGAUAGCCAUUGUCUCAGUCCAUUUCCUGCUGCUAGAGCAAAGUACCACAGACUGGGUAAUUAGUAAAGAAUAGAAAUUUCCUUCUCAUAUUCUGGAGGCUGGGAGGUUUAAGAUCAAAGUAUCAGCAGAUUCAGUCUCUGGUUCCAAGAUGGUCCCUUAUUGCUGCAUCCUCUAGGGAGGAGGAAUGUGGUGUCCUCCUAUGGCAGCAGAGCAAGAGAGGGUGAAAGGGCAAGGUGAAAAGUGAUGAACCUGUCCUUUUAUAAGGGCACCAAUCCCACCCAUGAGGGUGGCCUCUUAUGGUUUACUCACUUCUUCAAGGUCCCACAUCUUAAUACUGUGGCAAUGGCAGUUAAAUUUCAACAUGAGUUGGGACAAACAUUCAAACUGUAAUAGCCAUUCCCCACCCCAUAUCAAUUCUUACUAAUAAUUCACAUACAAAUUCACCAAAAGUAAUAAUUGUAGGUAUAAGUUUUAUGAUAUUUGCAUUAGUUUUUAAACAGGACCAUAGUAGGGCUUCUAGGGAUGAAGGUCCGUUGGUUUUAUUGGGUUCUCAAGGAUGACUAGGAUAUUCAAAUCCUCAGUUAAUUUGCAAAAAUUGUUCAGUUGCUGUAAUCAUAGGAGUAACAUAAACCUGUUGGAGUGGAUAUAAGAAUAAAGCAAUUCUAAUAUUCCUCAGACUCCUAAACUUCAUAAUACCUGUAUAAGGUAAGAAGCAAGAAAAGUUUUACAGAGGUUUGCUACUUUCUAGAGUGAUUUUAGUAAAUGCCUAUCAGAGGAUUUGAAUUUCUUUGUAGUCAAAUCUUGAUGUAGUUGAAUUAAUUAAUUUUAUUAUUAUUAUUAUUAUUUGAGAUGGUCUGUUGCCCAGGCUGGAGUGCAGUGGUGUGAUCUUGACUCACUGCCACGUCUGCCUCCCAGGUGCGAGCAAUUCUCCCACCUCAGCUUCUCAAGUAGCUGGGAUUACAGGCAUGCACCACCAUACAUGGCUAAUUUUUGUAUUUUUAGUAGAGAUGUGGUUUUGCCAUGUUAGCCAGGCUUGUCUCAAACUAUUAUUAUUGUUAGCCAGGCUGGUCUCAAACUAUUAUUAUUAUUAUUAUUAUUUUUUGAGACGGAGUCUCACUCUGUUGCCCAGGCUGGAGUGCAGUGGUGCGAUCUCGGCUCACUGCAACCUCCACCUCCCAGGUUAAAGCGAUUCUCCUGCCUCAGCCUCCUGAGUAGCUGGGAUUACAGGCAUGCGCCACCAUGCCUGGCUAAUUUUUGUAUUUUUAGUAGAGAUGGGGUUUCACCAUGUUGGUCAGGCUGGUCUCAAACUCCUGACCUUAUCAUCCGCCUGCAUCAGCCUCCCAAAGUGCUGAGAUUACAGGCAUGAGCCACCACGCCCGGCCUAUUAUUAUUGUUUUUUGAGAUAGGGUCUUGCUCUGUCACCCAGGCUGAAGUACAGUGGCACAGUCAUGUCUCACUGCAGCUUUGACUACCUGGCUUAAGCCAUUCUCCUACCUCAGCCUUCUGAGAACUGAGACCACAGAUGUGUUCCACCAUGCCUGGCCAAUUUUUAAAACAUUUUUAGUAGAGAUGAGACCUUGCUAUGUUGCCCAGGCUGGUCUCAAACUCCUGAGCUCCUAUAAUCCUCCUACCUAGUUGUAAUAAUUUAUUUAGAAUAAUUUAUUUAGAAUUUAUUUAUUUAGAAUAAUUAUAUGAAGUGUCACCUCAGCUCAGCAGAAUUCUCCCUCACAAUUCCAUUUUAUUUUUUAGGACCUUUUUGAACAUUAGUCUUGUAGUAGCUUAUAGCUUCUGAGACCAGCAUUUAAUUUGUUUGUAGUACAUUGUACUUCCAGGUGAUAAAACAGCAUUAAGCAGAGUACCUAUUCCUCCUGGGUGGAUGUCUCAGAAUUUUGCCAAUACUGAUGAACUGUUCUCCAAAAUCAUUUUCUAGAGUUUAGGGUUUUUUUCCAUCUGAAUAUGUACUAGUUAUUUUCAUGUACUGUGCUAGAUGCUGAGAUUACAGAACUGAGAAAGAUAGCUCUCAGCUCCCAAUAAUUAAUUUGAUGAGUAGCACUGAUAGAAGUUAUAUCCAGAAUACUAGGGAACAAUGAAACAAGCCCAUUGAAGGCUGGAGAGCAAUUGGAAGGCAGAGGACACUGCACAGGGGGUUCUAUUUGAACAACUUUCUUUACCUUUAUGUACACAGUCACAUCACCCUAUCAGUAAAAAUGUUUUAAUUGAAAACAUUUUUAUUGAAUUGUAUGAAUCAAGAACAUAAUUGCUUCUUUCACCAUUGAAUAAUAUGUUAUCAAAUAUGCAUUAAAUUGGUCGUCUUAGAAAUGGCUAAAAUAUGUAUUUAUAGAAUAAGAAGGUAUUUGAAUUUAAUCAGCUCAGUCUCCAAUCCUCUUUCUUUAUCUGUUUGAAUUCUUUGAUGGGGCUUACAGACAGUUUAUUCCAGUUUUUACAGUAAUAAGUAAUUGGAAAGAUCUUGCUAGUGAGCCAAAUCUGCCUCUUUUUGUCUUCUCCUCAGUAAUUUUAGUUUUAAAUUGUAAAAAUUAUCUCCCAGUCUGUGACUUAUCCUUUCAUUUUCUUAACCUUCAAAGACUGGAAGUUUUUUAUUUUGAUGCAGUCCAACUUAUCAAUUUCAUAGAUUUUGCAUUUGACAUUGUAUCUAGGAAAUCAUCGAAUGCCUAACCCAAGGUCACAUGCCUAACUCUAUGCUUUCUUCUAGAACUUUUGUGGCUUUAGGUUUUACAUUUAGAAACAAUCCAUUUUGAGUUAAUUUUUUUGUAUAUGGUGUAUAUGUGAAUCUAAAUUUUUGUUUGUUUGUUUGUUUGUUUGUUUGAGAGAGGAUCUUGCUCUGUCACCAAGGCUGGAGUGCAGUGGUGUGAUCAUGGCUCACUGCAGACUCGCUUUCCCAGGCCCAAGCAGUUCUCCCACCUCAACCUCCCAAGCAGCUGGGGCUAUAGGCGUGUGCCACACUAUACCCAGCUAAUUUAGUUUUUGUAGAGACUGUAUCUCACUAUGUUGCCCAGGCUGGUCUUGAACUCCUGAGCUCAAGCAAUCCUCCUGCUUUGGCCUCCCAAAAUGCUGGGAUUAUAGUCAUGAGCCACCACGCCCAGCCUCUAAAUUCUUUUUUUGCAAUUGUAUUUUUGCAUCUAAUUGUUCUAGCAUCAUUGUUUAAAAAGUGAUUCUUUCUUUACUGAAUUGCCUUUUGCACCUUUGUCAGCAGAUGCUGAAAACUACAAACCACUCAAAUGUCCAUCAACAGGUGAAUGAAUAAACAAAUUGUAAGAUAUCCAUACCAUGGAAUACUACUCAGCAAUAAAAGGGAAUGAGCUAUAGAUACAAGCAACAGGGAUAAAUGUCAAAAUUAUGCUUACUGAAAGAAGCCAGAUAAAAGAGUACAUGUUGCAUAAUUCCUUUUAUGUGAAACUGAAGAAAGUACUAACUAAUCUAUAUUUACAGAAAGCAGAUCAGUGUAUGGAGGGGAGAUGGAGGGAAAGGAAAGGGAGGGAUUACAGUUGAACAGGCUUAAAUAUGUGCAGUUUGUCGUAUGUUGUACCUCAAUAAAGCUGCUCCAAAUAUAAUUCUAAAAUUUAUAUAGAAUAACAUAGUGGCUAGAUAAGCUUUUGAUAACCAAGGUUUUUCUUUUCCCAUUUCUUAAUUUUUUUUCAUACUGUAACUCCAGUUUAUUGUUCUUCUUAAAAAGGUAUGUAGAUCUGAAUAUAGCAUUUGGAAAAUAAUUGAUUGUUGUAAACUCACUUCAAGUAUAUCUUCUGUUUCUUUGAGUUAUGUCAUGCCAGUCCCUACAGAGUCUGUUAACCUUACUUGGUAUCAUUGUUUCACUUUGCUUAUUAUAAUUUAACCCAAACUUCCCCAAAUUUUCCACAAUUAUAUUAUUAAUAGAAAUUACAGAAUACAUCAGGAUCAAGGCAUAUAAGGAUUAAGGGGAGAGGAGUAAAAAAAGAAAUGCGCAGGGGCAGAAUUAAGGAAUUUAGAUUUUCACCUAUGAGCAAUGUGGAGUCUCUGAAGAAUUUUAAGUAAGCUGAGUUAAACUAAUUUCACUUUUUAUUGUGAUCAGCUGAACUUACAUAAAAAGGCAGGCAGUAUUUAUCUAAGGGGAUUUGCAUCAGUCCCUUUGGUGUUUUAGUGAGUAUAUAGUUUUUUUGUAGUGGCAGAGUCAAAACCCCUAUUCAGAUAUCUUAAAUUUAUUCCCAAGCCUUGUACAUUAUAGUUGCAUCCUGUCAAGUGAACUGUAACUAGCAAUUCAAAAUUCAGAGUUACUUGAAUGUUCUUGUUUCUGAGUAUUUCUUGGGUUUAUGAGAUUGACAACUCUAUUUAGGCCAGAGUAUUUAGUCUACUGGAAUUAAGCAAAUACAGGUCCCAUCUAUUCAUGUUUGCUAUUUCUCAAUUUAAAAUCCUAUAGCAUGUAAGAGCAUUAGCAUUUUAUUUGUCUUUCUUUCAAUCCUUUAGAGUUAAGACUCACUAAUUUGGGAUUAGUUAUGACUCUAUGAGGCUACUACUGAUUUUUGAUAGGAACAAGAACCCAGGAAAGGAAAAAAAGGUAAUUUAUGAGCUGCAGCCAAUUAUCUGGCAACCAGAAUGCCUUGUUGUUAAGAGUCUAUUGUAACAAGUUUCUUUGUCUUCAUACAGCACCUGUUACUGUGCAACAAGACCGUGUUUUUGAACACCUGGCAUAACAUGAAACUGUUAGGUUAUAUUGUGGCUAAUCCUGAAGGAAGUUAGUUGAACUCUGGCUCAUUUAUUUAAACUCAGUCCUCCAGCAUGACAGAUUGGUGAAUGUGGAAGUGGGUACCAGUUACUAAGUAAAACAAACAUGCUCAGCCCAUCUCUUGAUCUGGACCCUGGAUUUUGGGAUAAAGUGAAGGGAUGAGGGUAAGGGAUGUUCACUUCAGAAGUCAUUGGGGAGUUUCCAGUGAUGUCACAUCUGACUACCCUGGCAUGGAUAUAUAGAAUCUCUUGGAUCAUACCAUCCUGGCUCUGUUCCAGUUUUGUUUGUUUGUUUGUUUUUGUGUUUUUUUGUUUUGUUUUGUUUUUGAGACGGAGUCUUGCUCGGUCACCCAGGCUGGAGUGCAGUGGUGUGAUCUCGGCUCACUACAACCUCCACCUCCCGGGUUUAAGCGAUUCUCCCGUUCAGUCUCCCGGGUAGCUGGGAUUACAGGCACCUGCCAUCAUGCUCAGGUAGUUUUUGUAUUUUUGUAGUGACGGGGUUUCACCACGUUGGCCAGGCUGGUCUUGAACUGCUGACCUCAGGUGAUCUGCCCACCUCGGCCUCCCAAGGUGCUGGGAUUACAGGUAUGAGCCACCACGCCCAGCCCAGUUCAUUUUAACUCCACCACAACUCUCUGGAACUUCAUGCCAGUGAUGUAACUCUUAUCGAACCCUUAUUUCCUCAUAUAAAAAAUGAAGGGUUUGGAUUAUUUUAAGGCUUCCUUCUGUGAUUCUUCAAUUUCAUUAUGUUUACUUUUAAAAAUUGUUCAAUGAAACUUCUAGGUAAACAUAAAAGCAACUUGUUAAAAAUUGUAAAAUGGAAAGAAAUAGACUAGUAUACUGAAGGAUAUUGUAUUGGAGACGGUCCCAGGAAAGCCCUACUUUCUGUGGGGUCUGGACCUUCUAAACAUUAUCUUUUUGGUCAUUAACCUGUCCUCUAUAUUAAUUGAGGCCUGUAAGCCUUAAGUGAUAAUGAAAUGCAGCCAGACAUGGUGGCUGACACCUGUAAUCCCAGCACUUUGAAAGGCUGGGGCAGGAGGAUUGCUUGAGCCCCGGAGUUAAAGAUCAGCCUGGGCAACACAGCAAGAGCCUGUCUCCACAAAAAAAGAAAAAAAAUGUUAAUGAAAUGCUACAAUUCUGCUUCCAACCACUAGUUUGAAUGUAGGUGCAUGUGUUUAGUAUUUCAAUUUUAAAUAUGAUUGUCUUUUAAUGAUAGUUUUAAAAGACUGGAGGUUUACUUGUGCAUGGGCCUGAUGCCCAGCCUGUGUGAUACUAGUUCAUUCCUGAUGAGCCAUGACUGUACCCACUAAGCCCCUUAAAGAGAGGGUACUCUUCCUCCUACUUCUCUUUCUUUGAGUUAAGAGUAUUAAUAGCACAUGCAUUCUAGUCCGUAUUCUUGAUGUUAAGACAUGUUGGAAAUGACUGAGGAGCGUUGUCCCUUUCUUGAGCACACAGACAGUUGCUAAAUGCAGGGCUUGUCUUAAAUUAAUGUUCUCUGGUGUCUUCUAUUACCAUCUCACUCCAUCAUUAACCCCAGUGGUCUUCAUCCUAGACAUAACAGUGGUUUGCACUGUGGCAUCCAUGACUUUGCUCCUUUUUCUCCUUCAGCUGCCUCUCCAACCCUCUCACCUCCCCCUACAAAGUCUGGGUAUAUUUUUGCCCAUUUCUUGCCUAGUGUUAUCAAUACUUCGAACAACUAGUAUAAAGAACUUAGUGAAGAGCACUGGUGCAAAGUAGUAUGUUCAGUCUGUUGGAUAUUUUUAUCCCCUAGCCACUUUCUAUUAGAUAAACCAUAUGAAACUGCUGUUUUUGUAUGUAUAUAUAUAUAUAAUGUUUGCAGUUUUAUAUGGUUUCACUUUAUAAAUAUACACAGUGAUGAUUUUUAACCAGAGAUAUGAACUACAGUUACCUAGGCAGUUUUUUACAAAAUAUAUAUAUACACACACACUGUCUGCAUCCUUGACCAGUGAAUUAGGAUCUUCAUGGAUGGUUCCAGAGUAAAUGCAUUUUUUAAAAACCUGAUUCUGAGUCAUACUCCUGGUUAAAAACACCUGUAAGCGAAUCUUCCCUCUAGGCUAUUUUUAGUUUUUUUAUUUUAAUUUUUUUUAGGGAUGGAGUCUUACCACGUUGCCCAGGCUGGCCUCAAAAUCCUGGGAUCAAGCAAUCCUCCCACCCUAGCCUCCUGAGUAGCUGGAACUACAGGCGUGCGCCACCGAGCCUGCCUCAAGCAGACUGCAUACAGAUGCAUAUGUUUUUGGUGUAAUCAGUUGUCUGAUAUGAACUGAAACUUUUAAGUCUAUGACUUCAUAAAUUGCUAUUAUUUAAAAUUUUAAGAUAUGGACCGGGUGUGAUGUCUCAUACCUGUAAUUCCUGCGCUUUGGGAGGCCGAGGCAGGCAGAUCACUUGAGCCCAGGAGUUCCAGACCAGCCUGGGGCAAAAUGGCAGAACCCCUCUAGAAAAAAACACAGCGAAAAAAUUAGUCAGGUAUGGUGGUGCUGCUGUGGUGGGGAUGAAAUGGUCUGAGGCAGGAGGAUUGCUUGACCCCAGGAGGUCAAGGCUGCAGUGAGCUGAGAUUGCAUUGCACCACUACCCCUCAGCCUGGGCAAGUGAGAGAGACUCUGUCUCAAAAAUAAAAAAUAAAUAUGAUCAAAUCUUAAAUUUAGAUUUUUCAGUACUCUUAGGAAGAAAAAUAUAAGUGCUACAAGAUGUUUUAUGAUUUUCAGGGAAUUGUCAAGUCUUUUUUUUUUCCCCUAGUUUGUAACUUCACGUUAUGUUUUGUAUAACUUCAACUUAAGAUUUUUUACUUUUCAGAUACACUUUUAUCUUUCAUGAAAAGGAGUUAACAGUAGUGAGCAGGCUGUAGUUCGUUAUUAACUUAAUUAUGACUCACAAUGCAGCUUACCCUACAUGAUUCGUAAUUUUAUCGUAGCCAAGAGAAAAUGGAGUUUCUUUGAACAGCAUCUGUCUCCCUUCACUGCUGGUAAUUUGUGUGUUAUUAUUAAUCACUGUUUUUGGAAUCUCUGGGUAAAUAGGCACUAAAUAAGCCCAAAAAUAUGAGCAAAAGUUGUCUGUUAAUUCAUUGGCCACUGCAGAAAGGAGUACUAAAGCCCAGAAAAGAGUUCUGAGCUUCCUUCUAUCUCUCACUAGCGUGUUCUCUCUAAUUUGCAUUCCUUAAAAAUGAGUUGCACUUGCUUUAGUGGCAUGUAUAUUUUUUAAAAAUACAGAUAAGUUUAGUGUGGCUCCUGUAUAAAAAUGACUCUCAAAAAAUAGUAAUAAAAGGAACAUGCUCUCCAAGGGAGCUAUGUGCAGCUCUUGGCCCUUGGAUGCCUGUGGCUGGGAGUCUGAAUCUGUCUGCCCAUGGCCCCCUCUUUAAAAAAAUUUUUUUUUUAAUUAAAAACAAUUUAAGGCCAGGCACAGUGGCUCACGACUGUAAUCCCAGCACUUUGGGAGGCCCAGGCAGGCAGAUCACAAGGUCAGGAGUUCAAGACCAGCCUGGCCAAUAUGGUGAAACCCCACCUCUACUUAAAAAGUACAAAAAUUAGCCGGGUGUGGUGGUGUGCACCUGUAGUCCCAGCUAGUUGGGAGGCUGAGGCAAGAGAAUUGCUUGAACCCAGGAGGCAGAGGUUGCAGUGAGCCAAGAUCACACCACUGAACUCCAGCUGGGGCAACAGAGACUCCAUCUCAAAAAAAAAAAAAAAUUGUAAAAUGACUCCCACUUGUGAUCCAUUUCUUUAGAAAUACAUAACACUUAUAAGAGGCAGUCUCUAGUGCUUAACUCAGAAGAAUUCUUAUCAAGAAGGAAUAUUGAAUUUUAUCCAAUGCUUAUUUCUUUUCUGUCUCUCUUUUUUUAAUGAAUUUGCCUUCUCUGCAUAACUUUUUCUUUUCACUUGCAUUGAUUAUAUUGAUUUUCUUAUUGGGCCCAUUCAUGUGAUUGUAUUUUUAUGCUUACUAUUAAUCUAAUAUUGCAUUUUUGGAAUACAGUUGACCCUUGAACAACACAGGUUUGAACCACAAUAGUUUACUUACGCAGAUUUUUUCAAUAAAUAUAUUGGAAAUUUUUUUACAGAUUUACAACAAUUUGAAAAAACUUGCAGGUGAGCUGUAUAACCUAGAAAUAUUGAAAACAAGAUAGGUAUAUCAUGAAUGCAUUAAAUAUAUGCAGAUACUAGUUUAUUAUUUACUAUCAGGUACACAAAUCUUAUAAAAAGUUAAAAUUUAUCAAAAUACAUGCAUACUAUAUUAGUCUGUUUUCAUGCUGCUGACAUGAAAGACAUACCCAAGAGUGAGUAAUUUAUAAAGAAAAAGAGGUUUAAUGGACUCAAACUUUUCCUGUGGCUGGAGAGACCUCACAAUCAUGGCAGAAGGUGAAAGGCAUGUCUUACAUGGUGGCAGACAAGAGAAUGAGAGAGCCGAGCUAAAAGGGAAACUCCUUAUAAAACAAUCAGAUCUCAUGAGACUUAUUCACUACCAAAAGAAUAGUAUGGGGGAAACUGCCCCCAUGAUUCAGUUAUCUCCCAGCGGGUCCCUACCACAAUACCUGGGAAUCAUGGGAGCUACAAUUCAAGUUGAGAUUUGGGUGGGUACACAACCAAACCAUGUCAUUCUGCCCCUGGCCCCUCCCAAAUCUCAUGUCCUCACAUUUCAAAACCAAUCAUGCCUUCCCAACAGUCCCUCAAAGUCUUAACUCAUUUCAGCAUUAACUCAAAAGUCCACAGUUCAGUCACAUCUAGACAAGGCAAGUCCCUUCAGCCUGUGAGUCUGUAAAAUCAAAAGCAAGUUAGUUACUUCCUGGAUACAAUGAGGGUGCAGGCAUUGGGUAAAUGCACCCAUUCCAAAUGGGAGAAAUUGGCCAAAACAAAGGGGCCAAAGGCCCUAUGCAAGUCCAAAAUCCAGCAGGGUGGUCAAAUCCAAAAUGAUCUCCUUUGACUCCAUGUCUCACAUCCAGGUCACUCUGAUGCAAAAGGUGGGUUCCCAUGGUCUUGGGCAGCUCUGCUUCUGUGGCUUUGCCAGGUACAGCCUCCCUUCUGGCUGCUUUCAUGAACUGAUGUUGAGUGUCUGUGGCUUUUCCAGACUCAUGGUGCAAGCUGUCAGUGGAUUUACCAUUCUAGGGUCUGGAGGACAGUGGCCCUCUUCUCACAGCUCCACUAGACAGUGUCCCAGUGGGGACUUUGUUGGGGGGCUUCAACCCCACAUUUCCCUUCUGCACUGCCUUAGCAGAAGUUCUCCAUGAGGGCCCUGCCCCUGCCUGGACAUCCAGGCGUUUCUAUACAUCCUCUGAAAUUUAGGCAGAGGUUCCCAAACCUCAGUUCUUGACUUCUGUGCACUCACAGGCUCAACAACACGUGGAAGCAGCUGCCAAGGCUUGGGGCUUGCACCUUCUGAAACCACAACCCGACCUGUACCCUGGCCCCUUUUAGUCAUAGCUGGAGUGGCUGGGAGGUAGGGCACCAAGUCCCUAGGCUACACACAGCAUGGGUUGGGGGGCCCUUAGCCCAGCUUUUGAAACCAUUUUUUCCUCCUAUGCCUCAGGCCUGUGAUGGGAGAGGCUGCCACAAAGGUCUCUGACAUACCCUGGAGACAUUUUCCCCAUUGUCUUGGUGAUUAACAUUGGGCUCCGGAGACAUUUUCCCCCGUUGUCUUGGUGAUUAACAUUUGGCUCCGCAGAUUUCUGCAGACGGCUUGAAUUACUCCUCAGAAAAUUGGCUUUUUUUUCCUAUUGCAUUGUCAGGCUGCAAAUUUGUCAAAGUUCUAUGCUGUUUCCCUUUUAAAACUGAAUGCUUUUAACAGCACCAAAGUCACCUUUUCAGUGCUUUGCUGCUUAGAAAUUUCUUCCACCAGAUGCCCUAAAUCAUCGCCCUCAAGUUUAGAGUUCCACAGAUCUCUAGUUCAGGGGCAAAAUUCUCAGUCUCUUUGCUAAAACAUAGCAAGAGUCACCUUUACUCCAAUUCCCAACAAGUUCCUCAUCUCCCAUCUGAGACCACCUCAGCCUGGAUUUCAUUGUCUAUAUAUCAUUAUCAGCAUUUGAGUCCAAGCCAUUCAACAAGUCUGUAGGAAGUUCCAGACUUUCCCACAUUUUCCUGUCUUCUUUGGAGCCCUCCAGACUGUUCCAAUCUCUGCCCAUUACCCAGUUCCAAAGUCGCUUCCACAUUUUUGGGUAUCUUUACGACAGCACCCCACUCUACCAGUACCAGUUUCCUGUAUUGGUCUGUUUUCAUGCUGCUGAUAAAGACACAUCCAAGACUGGGUAAUUUAUAAAGAAAAAGAGGUCUAACAGACUCACAGUUUCCUGUGGCUGGAAAGGCCUCACAAUCAUGGCAGAAGGUGAAAGGCACAUCUUACAUGGUGGCAGAUGAGAGAGUGAGAGAGCCAAGCUAAGUGAGACUUAUUCACUACCAUAAGAAUAGUGUGGGGGAAACUGCCCCCAUGAUUCAGUUGUCUCCCACUGAGUCCCUCCCACAACAUGUAGGAAUCAUGGGAGCUACAAUUCAAGAUGAGAUUGGGUGGGGACACAACCAAAUCAUAUCACAUACAAACACAACUAUAUGUGGUGCCAUUUGCAGUCAAGAGAAAUGUAAACCAAUGUAAAGAUUCAGUAUUAAAUUAUAACUGCAUAAAAUUAAGUGUAGUGCAUAUGAUACUACUGUAAUAAUUUUAUAACUACCUCCUGUUGCUAUUGUUGAGCUCAAAUGUUGCAAAUACCUACUUCAAAUGCCAUGUGACACUAAUUAUCUCUGUGUGAGCAGUUCAUCUCUCCAGUAAAUGUAGUGUUUGUACAACACUGUAAACUUUAAAUAACACUGUGGGACCCAUAAGAAAUGUUACUAGUGAUGCUGGAAGUGCUCCCAAGAAGCAGAGAAAAGUCAACAUUACAAGAAACAAGUUUAAUUGCCUGAUAUGUACCAUAGAUUGAGGUCUUCAGCUGUGAUUGCCCAUCAUUUCAAGAUGAAUGAAUCCAGAGUAAGGGACAUUGUAAAAAAAAAAAAAAGAAAAAAUAUAUGAAGCCUUCACUGCAGCUACAGCAGCAGGCACAAAAGCUUUGCAUUUGUUGCAAAAUACAUUUUUAUCAAAUUGAAAAUUCAGCUUUUAUGAGGGUGCAGGGUUGCUGUAAGAAAGGCAUACCUUUCCAAUCUGUCCCUGGGUCUAACGAAAAAAAGCCAUAGCUGUAGACUCCAAUGUGAUUCCAGAAAAAGCAGUGUCAUUAUAUGACAACUUAAAGCAAAAGGAAGGUGAAGGAUCUAAAGCUGGAGAAUUUAAUGCCAGCAAGGGAUGGUUUGAUAAUUUUAGAAAGAGGUUUGGCUUUUUAAAUGUCAAGAUAACAUGAGAAGCAGCUUCUGCCAACCAAGAGGCAGCAGGUGAAUUCCCAGAAGCCAUUAAGAAAAACAUUGAGGAGAAAGGAUAUCUGCUUGAACAGAUUUUUAAUGCAGACAAAAUUGCCCUUCUGGAAAAAAUUUUAAAAGCCACAAGGAACUUCUGUUGGUAGGGAAGAAAAGCAAGCACCAGGAUUUAAGGCAGGAAGGAAUAGGCUAACUACUAUUUUGUGCAAGUGCAGUCGGGUUUAUGAUCAGGGCUGCCCUUAUCUGUAAAGCUGCUAAUCCCCAAGUCUUGAAAGGAAGAGAUAAACACCAGCUGCCAGUCUUUAGGUUGUUGUACAACAAGAAGGCAUGGACAACAAGAACCCUUUUUCUGGAUUGCUUUCAUCAAUGCUUUGUCCCUGAAGUCAGAAAGUACCUUGCCAGUAAAGGAUUGGUUUUUAAAGUUCUUUUGAUAUUGGAUAAUGCCCCUGGCCACCCCAAACCCUAUGAGGUCGAAACUGAAGGCACUGAAGUAGUCUACUUGCCACCAAACACUACGUCUCUGAAUUCAGCUUCUAGAUUGGGGGUUGUAAGGACCUGGAAGGCUCAUUACACACAGCACUCUGUGGAAAGGAUGUCAGUACUAUGGAGGACCCCAAUAGAGGAACAUCAUGAAAGCCUAGAAGGCUCACACCAUUGAAGAUACCAUCAUUGUUAUAGAAAAAGCUGUGAAAGCCAUUAAGCCCCAAACAAUAAAUUCCUGCUGGAGAAAACUGUGUCCGAAUGUUGUGUAUGACUUCACAAGAUUUAUGACAUAGCCAGUCAAGGAAAUCUUGAAAGAGUUGGUGGACGUGCCAAAAAAAAAAAAUAGUGGGAGGGGGAACAAAAGUCUGCUUGAUAGAGAUCAAUGCUUCUGAACUGGUGCCAGGUGAUGAGAAAGGAGUCCUAGAAGAAGCAAACCCAUAAAACAAAGUGAUGUUAGAUAAUCUAGCAGAAGGGUUCUUAUUAUUCAAGACUGCUUUUGACUUCGUUUACAACAUAGACUCUUCCGUGAUACAAGCACUAAAACUAAAGCAAAUGGUGGAAGAAGGAUUGGUACCACAUAGAAACAUUUUUAGAAAAAUGAAAAAGCAAAAAAGUCUAAUUACAAUGCAUUUCUUUAGCUACAAUGAGUGUGCCUGCUUUUUCUGCCUCCUUUCCACCUCCUCCACCUCUUUUUCCUCUGCUACCCCUGAGACAGCAGGACCAAUCCUUCCUCUUCCUCCUCCUCUUCAGCCUACUCAACAUGAAAAUGAUGAGAAUGAAGACCUUUAUGAUGAUCCACUUUCACUUAAUGACUAAUUCUUCUUAAUCCUUUGGUGAAAACUGAGACACAAAAUGGCUGCAAAUAAGCCCAAGGGUCAGAAUUCUUUGGCUUUACACAAAGUCAUCAUGGUGGGCAGUGGUGGCGUGGGCAAGUCAGCUCUGACUCUACAGUUCAUGUACGAUGAGUUUGUGGAGGACUAUGAGCCUACCAAAGCAGACAGCUAUCGGAAGAAGGUAGUGCUAGAUGGGGAGGAAGUCCAGAUCGAUAUCUUAGAUACAGCUGGGCAGGAGGACUACGCUGCAAUUAGAGACAACUACUUCCGAAGUGGGGAGGGGUUCCUCUGUGUUUUCUCUAUUACAGAAAUGGAAUCCUUUGCAGCUACAGCUGACUUCAGGGAGCAGAUUUUAAGAGUAAAAGAAGAUGAGAAUGUUCCAUUUCUACUGGUUGGUAACAAAUCAGAUUUAGAAGAUAAAAGACAGGUUUCUGUAGAAGAGGCAAAAAACAGAGCUGAGCAGUGGAAUGUUAACUACGUGGAAACAUCUGCUAAAACACGAGCUAAUGUUGACAAGGUAUUUUUUGAUUUAAUGAGAGAAAUUCGAGCGAGAAAGAUGGAAGACAGCAAAGAAAAGAAUGGAAAAAAGAAGAGGAAAAGUUUAGCCAAGAGAAUCAGAGAAAGAUGCUGCAUUUUAUAAUCAAAGCCCAAACUCCUUUCUUAUCUUGACCAUACUAAUAAAUAUAAUUUAUAAGCAUUGCCAUUGAAGGCUUAAUUGACUGAAAUUACUUUAACAUUUUGGAAAUUGUUGUAUAUCACUAAAAGCAUGAAUUGGAACUGCAAUGAAAGUCAAAUUUACUUUAAAAAGAAAUUAAUAUGGCUUCACCAAGAAGCAAAGUUCAACUUAUUUCAUAAUUGCCUACAUUUAUCAUGGUCCUGAAUGUAGCGUGUAAGCUUGUGUUUCUUGGGCAGUCUUUCUUGAAAUUGAAGAGGUGAAAUGGGGGUGGGGAGUGGGAGGAAAGGUGACUUCCUCUGGUGUUUAUUAUAAAGCUUAAAUUUUAUAUCAUUUUAAAAUGUCUUGGUCUUCUACUGCCUUGAAAAAUGACAAUUGUGAACAUGAUAGUUAAACUACCACUUUUUUUAACCAUUAUUAUGCAAAAUUUAGAAGAAAAGUUAUUGGCAUGGUUGUUGCAUAUAGUUAAACUGAGAGUAAUUCAUCUGUGAAUCUGCUUUAAUUACCUGGUGAGUAACUUAGAAAAGUGGUGUAAACUUGUACAUGGAAUUUUUUGAAUAUGCCUUAAUUUAGAAACUGAAAAAUAUCUGGUUAUAUCAUUCUGGGUGUGUUCUUACUGACACCAGGGGUCCGCUGCCCCAUGUGUCCUGGUGAGAAAAUAUAUGCCUGGCACAGCUUUUGUAUAGAAAAUUCUUGAGAAGUAACUGUCCGCUAGAAGUCUGUCCAAAUUUAAAAUGUGUGCCAUAUUCUGGUUCUUGAAAAUAAGAUUCCAGAGCUCUUUGAUCGCUUUUAAUAAACUGCAAGUUCAUUUUAAAUGAAGGGCCAGCAUAUAUACUUGCAAGAUAAUUUUCAGCUGCAAGGAUUCAGCACCAGUUAUGUUUGAAUGAACCCUCCUUUUCUCUGAGAUUCUGGUCCCUGGAAAUCCCUUUCUGCUAGUGGUGAGCAUGUAAGUGUUAAGUUUUUAAUCUGGGAGCAGGGCAUAGGAAGAAAAUGUCAGUAGUGCUAAUGCAUUUUGCACUAGAACGCUUCGGGAAAAUAUUCAUGCUUGCCAUCUGUUCAUUUCUAAAUUUAUAUUCAUAAAGUUACAGUUUGAUACAGGAAUUAUUAGGAGUAAUUCUUUUCUGUUUCUGUUUAUAAUGAAGAACACUGUAGCUACAUUUUCAGAAGUUAACAUCAAGCCAUCAAACCUGGGUAUAGUGCAGAAAACGUGGCACACACUGACCACACAUUAGGCUGUGUCACCAUUGUGUGGUGUACCUGCUGGAAGAAUUCUAGCAUGCUACUUGGGGACAUAAUUUCAGUGGGAAAUAUGCCACUGACCGAUUUUUUUUUUUUCCUCUUUGCAGUGGGGCUAGGACAGUUGAUUCAACAAAGUAUUUUUUUCUUUUUUCUCAGUCCUAAUUUGAACAGGUCAAAGAUGUGUUCAGGCAUUCCAGGUAACAGGUGUGUAUGUAAAGUUAAAAAUAGGCUUUUUAGGAACUCACUCUUUAGAUAUUUACAUCCAGCUUCUCAUGUUAAAUAUUUGUCCUUAAAGGGUUUGAGAUGUACAUCUUUCAUUUCGUAUUUCUCAUAGGCUAUGCCAUGUGCGGAAUUCAAGUUACCAAUGUAACACUGGCCAGCGGGCCCAGCAAUCUCCAUGUGUACUUAUUACAGUCUUAUUUAACCAGGGGUCCUAACCACUAACAUUGUGACUUUGCUUUGAGACCUUUCCUCUCCUGGGUACUGAGGUGCUAUGAAGCCAACUGACAAAGAUGCAUCACGUGUCUUAGGCUGAUGCCACUACCCGAUUUGUUUAUUUGCAAUUUGAGCCAUUUAAAGACCAAUAAACUUCCUUUUUUAAAA
Molecule: messenger RNA, 36182 nt
Organism: Homo sapiens (human)
Lineage: Eukaryota; Metazoa; Chordata; Mammalia; Primates; Hominidae
Gene: RALA
Product: RAS like proto-oncogene A
Exons: 6
Coding region: 33687-34307 (206 amino acids)
Biological process (GO): positive regulation of epidermal growth factor receptor signaling pathway; regulation of exocytosis; neural tube closure
Cellular component (GO): Schaffer collateral - CA1 synapse; plasma membrane; membrane
Molecular function (GO): G protein activity; ATPase binding; GTPase activity
Source: RefSeq, a predicted model, not a curated record